Mercurialis annua (annual mercury) is the source of this 704-nucleotide messenger RNA. RefSeq names its product transcription elongation factor 1 homolog. Bases 155 to 421 code for a protein of 88 amino acids. The transcript is spliced from 5 exons. Lineage: Eukaryota; Viridiplantae; Streptophyta; Magnoliopsida; Malpighiales; Euphorbiaceae. Gene Ontology annotation, biological process: transcription elongation by RNA polymerase II. Gene Ontology annotation, molecular function: RNA polymerase II complex binding. Gene Ontology annotation, cellular component: transcription elongation factor complex. The record is from RefSeq and is a predicted model, not a curated record.
AAUUAAAUGUUAUCCUAAAAUACCCUCGCUAAGUACGUAUAUAUUGCGAAAUUACCAACCGCCAUAACUUUUUACUUGUUAUUGCGAGUCUCUCAAUAAUUGAAAAGUUAGGGUUUCAAUUUCAAUUUUGCAGAAUUUCUAAGGAUUUUGAGCUAUGGGUAAGAGGAAGUCGAGAGCGAAGCCUCCUCCUAAGAAGAGAAUGGACAAGCUUGACACUGUCUUUAGCUGUCCCUUCUGUAACCAUGGAACAAGUGUUGAAUGCAGAAUUGAUAUGAAGAACUUAAUUGGUGAAGCUGUAUGUGCUAUAUGCCAAGAGAGCUUCAGCACUACCAUCACAGCUUUAACUGAAGCAAUAGACAUAUACAGUGAAUGGAUUGAUGAGUGCGAGCGGGUUAACACUGUUGACGAUGACGGUGCAUGAAGGCAAGCUUUCGAGCCAAGAUUCUAGUUCCUAGCCAAGAUUGCUGUGCCAGUAUUCGAAUUGAUUAGCUGGUAUUGUUUUAGCUUUUUCGAGCUUGUAAUAUAUAGUAUUGUAGCCCUGGGCAGAAUCAUGAGGUGCAGAUAAAUAUCAGGUAUGUUUGUAAGACUGGUUAAGAAAUUUCUUGGUGAGCUCAAAUGUCGUCAUAAACGAGAUAGUGUUAAACCUUAUAUUGGAUGGUUUAAAACCUUCGGUAGCAAAUAAAUGUAUAUUGUUUGGUGCUAAA